Molecule: messenger RNA, 1908 nt
Organism: Betta splendens (Siamese fighting fish)
Lineage: Eukaryota; Metazoa; Chordata; Actinopteri; Anabantiformes; Osphronemidae
Gene: tmem182a
Product: transmembrane protein 182a
Exons: 5
Coding region: 220-942 (240 amino acids)
Cellular component (GO): membrane
Source: RefSeq, a predicted model, not a curated record
GUGGAGGGGGGCCUGGCUUCGGCCCCCGCUGAAGGCUCCACAGGAGUCAUGUGCACCAGUGAAGAAGUGUUAAGAUCCAGUACCCAAACAUAAAGCAGCUGCGUGGACUAAGAGCCCGUCUAACGCGGCGGAUCGAUUCGAGCGCGAGGAGCGCGCCUGUCACGUGCGCUGGGUGUAGUUGGAGGGGAGUCUGACAGAGCGGCCGGUCAGUCCGGGACCAUGAAGCUUAGUGUGGCACUGUUUUUCGCGGGGCUCUUUGGGGCGUUGGCUGCUGUCUUCAUCCUCCUCUCCUUCGGAACGGAUUACUGGCUGCUCGCCUCCGAGAGCUGCCUCCAGAACCCGGACGAGUCUGCGGUUCCCGCCGACGGGUCCGUGACGCCGGGGGUCGGUGAUGUCACGCUGUAUCACGAGGGCUUCUUCUGGAGGUGUAGCUUUAAAGGCCCCAACGCUGAUGAACACCUGCUGUGGAAGCUCUGGUUCACGAAUCAGGCACACUCCAAAGAGUGCGUGCACGCCUACCUCUUCCCGUUCCCAGUGUCUCCUCAGACCCACAAUGCCACCGAGUAUGACUCCGCUAUAAUCUACAGAGGGUUCUGGAGCAUCUUCAUGCUCAUCGGUGUGGCAGCUGUUCUGCUCGGCGGGUUCUUCAUCAUCUGUGCUGCUCCGUUCACCAGCCACAGAUUGUAUAAAGCGGGCGGCGGCCUCUUCCUGGCGUCUGGUCUCUUCCUGCUGUGUGUGGUGGUGAUGUAUGUGCUGUGGGUGCAGGUGCUGGACGUGGUGGACGUCUACAAAGCGUACCGCUCAUCCUUGUGCGACAGCUUCCAGCUGUCCCUCAGCUACGGCCUGUCCUUCAUGUUCGCCCCCGUGGGCAUCUUCUUCUGUCUUCUGUCGGGCCUCCUGUUCCUCCUCAUCGGUCGAGCCAUCCACAACCACUACGACUAACUUUAAGCCGCGGCUCAGAGGACGGGGGGGGGCCUGUGGUGCCUGCGUCUCCAUUGUAAACGCACAACAGUUAGCAGAGUUGUGGUUUAAAUGACCCGAUGGACUUGGAGGCUCCAAAAUACAAACAUGGCAUCCAUUGUUUAGCUCAGAAAAAUCACCAUAAUGAUCUUGAAAAGCUGCUUCUCGUCCAGUUUUGUGCCGUUACUAGGUGAUGCCGGGAACUUGAUCAGAUACCGAGCUAAUGCCUGAGCUUAUGGGUGUAAGUGAAUGUCUAUCAAAUACAAUCUAUAAAGUGUCUCAUUGAAGAAUGAUUCGCAUGCUGUUCUUCACAUGUGGUUAACGAGCGACAGGAUUUUAGGGGUUUGAAGAUAAUGACACUGGAUACAGAUUAUGGAGGAUGAUGGUGUAUGUUACAUUGUAUAAAUAAUUAUAUAGGAUAUUUUGGUGUUUUGAUGAAUAUUUACAACAGCAGGGCACUAUGUGUGUACAUUUAGUAUAAAAAAGUACAUUAUAAUGAAAUAUUCUCUAUCACACAUAUUAGAAAUAUACAGUAGAUCAGGUUUCACCUUCACUGAUUAUAAUUAUUUGCAUAGAUUUUGGACUCUAAGUAAAUAAUAUUAUCACCUCAGUCUUGUAAUAUUCACGUUUUACUGCUGUUUUGUGUCUUAUACUCUGCUUUUACUGCAGUAUUGUUUUACUCUCUCUGUACAAAGCCUGAAACUAAACUCGUUUUUGUUUUAAAACUUGAACAAUAUAUUUGUUCAACACAUUCAUUCUGUUUAUAAGUGAAGGUUAAAGCAUGAUUUACUUCUGUGUUUAUUUUAUGUAACAAUAACAGUUUGAUGUGAAGAUAUUUCAUUUAUUUUACUUUGUCCCCAUUUAUCAAGUGUGUUUUGAGACGACCUUUUCAAAUGAGCACUAUAUAUUUUCAUGUUUGCCAAUAAAAAGGAUGCAGUAACGCUUUGA